Messenger RNA from Lathyrus oleraceus (garden pea), 1233 nucleotides. RefSeq lists its product as uncharacterized. Gene Ontology annotation, molecular function: zinc ion binding. The record is from RefSeq and is a predicted model, not a curated record. Lineage: Eukaryota; Viridiplantae; Streptophyta; Magnoliopsida; Fabales; Fabaceae. Bases 1 to 1233 code for a protein of 410 amino acids. The transcript is spliced from 5 exons.
AUGGUGCAAUAUGCUGAUUCUAAUGAAGGAGACUAUGGUGGAAAAUUGAUGGCAGUUGUGGGGAGGGGUGAAAAUAAUAAGAUAUAUCCUAUUGCUUAUGUUGUUGGGGAGGCUGAGACAAAAGACUCUUGGGAGUGGUUCGUCAACAUUCUAAUUGAGGAUCUAGAAAGCAUAAACCAUAUGUCAUAUGCUUUCAUUUCAGACCAACAUAAGAGCCUAGUACCAGUAGUGCAGAGUGUGAGUGCACACGUGGAGCAACACCUUUGUGUGAAACAUCUAUAUGGGAAUUGGAAGAAGAAAUAUUAUGGGUUGGAAUCGAAAGAGGUUAUGUGGAGUGCAACAAAGGUUGCAACUAUUGCAUUAUGGGAGAGGGAAAUGCUAAGGAUGAAAGGCUUGAAUGAAGCUGCUUGGAACAUGUGUAAGGCUUUUAACAUGAAGCUUCUAGAGUAUAGAGAUAAACCAAUCAUAAAUAUGUUAGAAGGGAUUAAGCAUUAUUUGACUAAGUUGAAAAUUAGUCAGAAGGAUGCAUUGAGUAAGUAUAAUGGUGAUAUUUGUCAUAUAGUACAGUUGGUGCUUGUAAAGAACAAGAAGGUUGCUGAAAAUUGGACACCUACAUGGCAUGGUGAUGAUGAUUUGGACAUAUAUGGUAUGACAAAUAGAAACAAAACAUAUGUUGUUAAUCUAAACCAAACAACACAUGCUUGUAGAAAAUGGGAUUUAACUGGAAUCCCUUGUUGUCAUGCCAUAACUUUUAUAUGGAAAAACAAGAAACAACCAGAAGAAUAUAAUACUUUCAAGAAGACAUACUCACAUAUCAUUUUCCCUACCCAUGGCCCACAAUUGUUGCCUUUUGAGGACCAAGUAGCAAUCAACCCACCAGUCAUGAGAAGGGCAAUUGGUCACCCCAAAAAGAUGCGCAGGAAAGUCAUUUAUGAGCCUAGAAACCCACAUGUCCUUCCUAGAAAGUUGUCAACUGUUACUUUCCAUAAGUGUAGAGCAAUGGGUCACAAUAAGAGAAGUUAUAAAGGAAAGAGGGUUGCUGACAGGGCUAUCCCAAAAGGUGGAAAUACAAAGAAAGCAAAUGGUGGAAACGCAUCAGAAGUUGGAAAUAACAAGAAGGUAAAUGGUGGAAAUAACAAGAAGGUAAAUGGUGUAAAUAGAAAGAAGAAUAAUAGUACAAAUAUAAAUGCAUCAGAAGUUGGAAGCUCGUCCCAAGCACCUCAACCUAUAUAA